Molecule: messenger RNA, 714 nt
Organism: Cheilinus undulatus (humphead wrasse)
Lineage: Eukaryota; Metazoa; Chordata; Actinopteri; Labriformes; Labridae
Product: dispanin subfamily A member 2b-like
Exons: 2
Coding region: 113-430 (105 amino acids)
Cellular component (GO): plasma membrane
Source: RefSeq, a predicted model, not a curated record
AAAAACAACCUGUCUCACCCUUACACAUCAGCAGUCACAGCAACACAUUGCCAGAUUGUGCACACUUUCCUGUUGCAGACAUCUCUCCUGACUUACAGUUGGCCUGACUACGAUGAAUCCUGAAGGGUAUCCUGCACAGUCUGGAGGACCUGCAGUGGUUAACACCACCACUGUGAACAUCGUCGCUGAACCCCCCAAGGACCACAUCAUCUGGUCUCUCUUAUGCUUCGUCUACACGAACCCCUGCUGUCUUGGACUGGUCGCUCUCAUCCACUCCAUCAAGGCCAGGGAUCGGAAAAUGGUUGGUGACCUGGAGGGUGCUCGACAAUAUGGCUUAUCUGCCCGAAACUACAACAUCGCAGCCACUGCUUUGUUUUGUUUGAUUAUGUUGAUUUUCAUAAUUUCUGUAUCUGUUAAUUCUGGGAAAUAAUGUCUGAAGGUAAUACAAGGAGCUAUUACAACACAAACUAUGGUGUGCCUUAGAAUAGUACUGGAGUCGACUGAUGCUGUGGCCCCAUGCUAUUGUUCCUCUGCCUGAUUCUUAUGCAAACAUUGUGGGGUUUUCAUUGCUUCAUGCUUAUUUCUGUUGAAAGUCCGCAGAGAAUUUAUUCUCUUUAAUUUGCUGUCUGCAGUUGACAUUAAAUCCAACUCUUGUUUUUUUAAUCAUCUGCAAUUGAGACAUUUUUUAUUUCAAAUAAAUAAUACUCGCUUGUU